Messenger RNA from Telopea speciosissima, 1718 nucleotides. RefSeq lists its product as uncharacterized. The transcript has 10 exons. Lineage: Eukaryota; Viridiplantae; Streptophyta; Magnoliopsida; Proteales; Proteaceae. Gene Ontology annotation, cellular component: plasma membrane; plasmodesma. The record is from RefSeq and is a predicted model, not a curated record. The coding region runs from base 35 to 1681 and encodes 548 amino acids.
AACAGAAUCAGUGUAGAAUAACGAAGAAGCCAUUAUGUCAUGUUUCAGAGUUCAGGCUCUUCUUUUUUUACUUAUUCUCUUCGUUUCCACAACCGUCUACUCUUUCUCUCAUGGAAUUUCUCAGCCUCACCCUCUUCAAAAGAGAUCCGAUUCAGGGUUGAUUGAUGAGGAGGUACAUGGUGGGUUCAUUCCUUGGGGGACAAGAAGGUCUGUUAUUGAGGGAAAUGAUACAACCAACUCCUCAUUUCUCAUAUUUGCUGAGCAUAGAACAUAUAGGAAAGAUCCUCUCAACGGGUUCAAGUAUUAUGCUGGUGGAUGGAAUCUCAAUAACAAACAUUACUUGGCUUCUGUAGGUUUUACUGCUGCUCCUCUGUUCCUCAUUGGUGUAAUAUGGUUCGUGGGCUUUGGGAUAUGCUUGUCCUGCAUCUGUCUUAGUCAUUUCUGUUGUGAACGACCACACUAUGGCUAUUCUGAAAUUGCUUAUGCUCUCUCCCUUAUAUUUCUUAUUCUCUUUACCAUUGCUGCAAUCAUUGGAUCCAUAGUUUUGUUCACCGGCCAGGGAAGAUUUCAUAGGAGUUUUGUGGAUACAGUGGAUUAUAUUUUGAUGCAAGCAGAUACUACUGUAGAUAGCCUUAGGAAUGUUUCAGAAUUUCUUGCCUCUUCAAAGCACACUGGGGUGGAUAGUGUUUUUAUACCCUCAGAUCUCCAAACCAAGAUCGAUCAAGUUGACGCGAUGAUUAGUAAUUCUACGGGCACUCUUUUUCAUCGUGCCACUCAGAAUUCAAAUAGUAUACAAGGAGCGUUGGAUAUCAUGAGACUGAGUCUUAUUAUACUCGCAGCUGUGAUGAUUGUGUUGGCAUUUCUUGGUUUCUUAUUGUGUGUUCUUGGCUUGCAGUUUCUUGUGUACAUAUUGGUGAUCAUUGGAUGGAUUCUUGUAGCAGUAAGAUUUAUUUUAUGUGGCGUAUUUCUUCUGCUCCACAAUGCUGUUGGGGAUACAUGUGUUGCAAUGGAUGAAUGGGUUCAAAACCCAACUCUACAUACGGUUCUGGAUGAUAUUCUCCCCUGUGUGGACAAUGCAACAGCCAGUGAAACCUUGUUACGAAGCAAGCAAGUUACUUUCCAAUUGAUCAAUGUGGUGAACAACUACAUUGGCAAUGUCUCUAACAGAAACAUCCCUGCCUACUUUCAGCAUUUAUAUUUCAAUCAAUCUGGUCCCUUGAUACCUCUCCUCUGCAACCCAUUUUAUCCCAACUUGAUGGAUAGGAGCUGUGUAGUUGAAGAAGUGGAAUUGGACAAUGCAAAACAGGUUUGGAAGAAGUAUGUCUGUGAGGAGUCAGCAAAGGGGAUUUGUACAACAGUGGGCCGUAUGACCCCCAGCAUCUAUAACCAAAUGGCAGCUUCAGUGAAUAUAAGUUAUGGGCUGUAUCGCUAUUCUCCAUUCCUAGUUCAUCUGCAAGACUGCACCUUUGUGCGAGAUACAUUCACACAAAUCAAUAAGGACUAUUGUCCUAGACUAUGGCGAUUCAGUAAAUGGGUCUAUGUCGGAUUGGUGAUUGUGUCAGCUUCAGUGAUGCUAUCUUUGAUCUUCUGGGUAAUCUAUGCUCGAGAGAGGAAACACCGUGUAUACACUAAACAGUAUGAUGAGGCUCAUCAUGAUCAAGAAUGUAAGGAGGCCUCUUGAGCAAAAGUUCUAGUUUAGUUCCUCUGUUUAAAGUCAG